Messenger RNA from Aspergillus bombycis, 1587 nucleotides. RefSeq lists its product as uncharacterized. The coding region runs from base 1 to 1587 and encodes 528 amino acids. Lineage: Eukaryota; Fungi; Ascomycota; Eurotiomycetes; Eurotiales; Aspergillaceae. The transcript has 4 exons. The record is from RefSeq and is a predicted model, not a curated record.
AUGCCUGGACAACAACGAAUGCCAAUGGGGAUGACUGAUGCCACUCAACAGGCGGCGAGACAUCAGCAGCAGCAGCCGCCGCCACAAGCAGAACAGAGACCCGGUAGUAGCAUACCGCUGGCAGAUGAUCUCAGCACACUAUCAGCUGGAGAUUAUGACUACGUCUGUUCUAUUGCCGACCAACUCCAAGCUCAGACCUCUCAGGAGGAUAUGGAGAGGAUCAAGAAAAAACUAGGAAAUAUGACUCCAGAGCAAAGAAAAUAUCUUGAAAGCAAGAAUAUGGAUCCUCUGACAUUCUUCUUUCGCUCAUACGCACUUAGUCAAUGGAGAAGACAUAGACAGGCUAGUAUAAAUGCACAAAGCGCGCAGAACAUUGAAGUCGACCUUAACAAUCCGCCCGCAUCUAUUAGUAGCAUCGAGAAUGUACAGGGACAGCAAACGGAUGCUACACGCUCCCAGGAAGCAGGCCCGCCUAUGGUGCCUCCUAGAGUCGGCAUAUCCCGGCGCGCGACAAAACAGGAGGCAGGCACUGACCCAGUCACCGCAGCUGCUACACCUGUGGCACGAUUGCUGAGCCAGUUCAGCCAGAGACCAACUUCUCCCGCAUCCCACCACUAUGUGCCAUCAACCAACCUAACUACAUCGGCAGCCAAUCUCUCUGGAAGUACGCAUGGGAAAGGGGACACUGAAGAGACAAAGUCAGCGUCAUCCUUAGAGGCCAUUACUAAAGAUCCAUGGGCGUUUAGUGCUUUCCUUGCUGAAGAGACCGAGGACAUGUGCAUAGGCUUAGAUAUUGAGGACAACAAUAACCUGGCAUUCAGUGGUACUAACGCAUUACCUGUCACAGCAGCUACGGAUUCAGGCUAUGUCUCGCUUCCAAGAAGGAGCUAUGGUAGCCCCUUUAAGAGGAAGCGACAGCACAAAGACUCUAGGAAUCCUGCCAAUGAGACGUAUAGCUCCGAGAAUAGUGAACACCAAUACCACGGCACUGAAAUUGCAGACGAUCUCGAGUGUGCGGAAAGCGCAGAUGACGCGAUCGAACGGGCGAUCACCAUUACGGGGUCAAUUAAGGACGCUCAAGCUAUGGCCACUGUCCAGUAUCUCUGUCAAACAUGGCCCUCAACAGGCAUUCAUCUUCUUCGUUUGGUAAAAGAUGUCGUCCGUGGAGGCCCAAAUUGUACCUUCCACUGCAUAUUGCUGGAUAAAACGCAGAUUUCUGCGUGCUUGGAUAAAGCUGUGUUUGAAAUCGAGGUGAUGGGAAUAGCGGAGUGCAUCGCGGAGAUUGGGGAGCAACUUGGGUGGCUUGGUGCGGCCCUUCGCACAUCUCCUUAUGAGGCCGGGGUCGUCCUCUGCAGGCCUGUUGUCAGUAAGCUAACGACCGAACGCGGGUCUACAAAUCUAGCCAGAGAAUCACUCUCUCUACCGUACUGUCACAUCAACUUCAUCAUCGACUCCCACGUCGAUGGUGGGGAAUUGUUAAACGGCCAAUGCUGGCAUCGUUUAUUCAGAAAUCCUGCUAGGGUAAAGGCUAUCCCAUAUCCUAUCGACAGCAGCUCGAAACAGGCUUUGAAGUAUCACUCGACAUAA